This is a messenger RNA of Leptopilina heterotoma, 327 nucleotides long. RefSeq names its product odorant receptor 9a-like. The annotation marks the transcript as partial. Gene Ontology annotation, molecular function: odorant binding; olfactory receptor activity. The transcript is spliced from 3 exons. Gene Ontology annotation, cellular component: plasma membrane. Gene Ontology annotation, biological process: detection of chemical stimulus involved in sensory perception of smell; sensory perception of smell. The record is from RefSeq and is a predicted model, not a curated record. NCBI's taxonomy places the organism in Eukaryota, Metazoa, Arthropoda, Insecta, Hymenoptera, Figitidae.
UCUCAGAUUCUAGUGAAACUGGAUAAUCCGGACCAAGCAGUGAAGUACGUAGCAAGUGCACUUGCUCAAUUAUUACACCUAUACAUGAAUAGUUCGUCAUGUCAGAAAUUAAUGGAUCAUAGUUUAAACAUCCAGAAAUCUAUUUACUCUUCUCCAUGGUAUUUAUUUCCAUUAGAAUUGAGACCUUUGAUACAAAUAGCAUUAAUGAGGGUAAUUAAACCUUGUCAAAUUACUGCUGGUAAACUGUACGUUAUGUCUAUGGAAAAUUUCUCUACGGUACUGAGGACAUCAAUGUCAUACUUUACUGUUCUGUUAUCUAUGAGAUAG